Molecule: messenger RNA, 2345 nt
Organism: Haliotis rufescens (red abalone)
Lineage: Eukaryota; Metazoa; Mollusca; Gastropoda; Lepetellida; Haliotidae
Product: scavenger receptor class F member 1-like
Exons: 5
Coding region: 10-1092 (360 amino acids)
Molecular function (GO): scavenger receptor activity
Source: RefSeq, a predicted model, not a curated record
ACUGUUAACAUGGAAUUACAUCAACUGCUUGCAAUAGCCAUAUGCAUGUACCUACAAAGUAUCGCUAUUGCUAAUGGUUUAGACUACCAUUGCCUGUCGGUAUCUGACUUCGGGAGAUGUAAGGAAUGUUAUAUUGGAUGGUAUGGUGAUUACUGUGACAAGAUGUGUCAACACUGUGACACGGGUGGAUGUAGUAAAACAACAGGUGUUUGUCUUCAGUGUCAAGCUGGAUAUUACUCUGCAACCUGUGCACUGACAUGUCCACCUCAGUGCAGAGAGAGCUAUUAUGACCGUGUCUUCUGUGACCGUACAACAGGGAAUUGUCUGGAAGGCUGUAAACCCACAUGGUGGGGACAUAAAUGUGAACACAAGUGUGGAAAACAGUGUACUGAUUCAGUUUGUAAAUUUUAUGAUGGUUCUUGUGACAGUGGAUGCAAGGACGGGUUUACCGGGACGCGUUGUCACAAAACCUGUUCAGUGGAAUGUUUCCAUGGCAAGUGCAAUCAGCUGACGGCUGUGUGCCUUCAUGGAUGUAACACUGGCUUCUAUGGGCACUCCUGUGAUAGACACUGUACUGAUAAAUGCCUCGAUAGAGAUUGCAGUACAAGGAUUGACGGAGACACUCCUACCUGUACCCACGGCUGUGUACCUGGCUGGAAGCCUCCCCUCUGCCAUAUCCCUUGCCUACCUAACUGUUUAUCCUGCACUGAAGCUGGGGUGUGUACAUCCUGCAAGGCAGGGUUCACAGGAACAAGCUGUGAGAAGAAGAAAUGCAACUGUCUAAGUUCCGGUUGUAGCGAUGACAAAACUUGCAAUGGAUGUCUUGAUGGGUGGAAGGGACAGACAUGUGAGUUCACCUGCUCUCAAAACUGCCUCAAAUGUCAACAGAAUAGUGGGAACUGCAUAACAUGUCGCCAAGGUUUCACAUAUGAUGAAAGAAGUCGAUGCACCUCCAUGAUCGAUGGUAACGGAACCUCUCAAUCCACAAUCACCGACGUCCCACCUCAAAGGCAAGAAUCACAUGUUGCCAUUGCGAUUAUUUCAACCAUAGCCUGUCUACUUGUAAUCGUUUUAAUCGGGAUCUUUAUCUGAUUCCGAGGACGCACCCUGUCAUGCUUUAAACACGCCGCGGAUGGAAAUGCUCCUGAUAUUAAGGAGCCGGGAUUGUCAGCAGCCGACUUGCUCGGACAAGAUCGCGAGCAACAAGAAGAUGUAUCGUUGAAUAAUGUGUGUUAAUUAUUUCCAGCAUGGGCAUAAGAAGGUCUAUCUUGAGACAAUCGAUAGUUCUAAUAUGUCAGGGUCGAUCGAGCAACAUACUAGUAUAUGCUUUUAAUGUAAGCUCUUUUCAUCAGCACAAACAUGUGAUUUUGAUAUAUCUCAGAAUUGUGCAGAAUUGACAAGUGCAUCGUAUAUCAUGUGUGGUAUUUCUUACACCUUAAUUCCCAAUGGCAAUAGUAAUACUUAUUGUAUUGCAUAAAGACCCCUUUGUGGAGACCUUUAGAGUUAAACAUGCGACUUAAUAAAAGUACUUGACAUGUUGGUACAUCACAUGUAUGGUUAUAUUUACUGUAGGUAUCAUGCCCUAGAUCUGGAAGUUCAUGUAUUAGCUUCCUGCGUGAUUUUAAUGUUGAAAUCUGUGUGUAUCCAGAUUAAUACUGUGGUGACGGUAUACACCAGACCUUCAGCUGCCUCGAAAAACUUGGGUCUACAGAACAUAUGGAGUUAUCAGGAAACAAGAAAUAUAUUAAUAUUUGAAAUAUGAGUACAACACAAUAUAUGACUAAUGCGUGUAGUUUAUACAACACCAAUACUCGCUGCAAGUAAUCAGUGCAUGUUAACAACACAGCUACAUAUACUGGUUCAGCAUGUACUUGUAGCCAUAUUUAUCGACAAGAAUCAUCUGUCUAUUGUAGUCUAGUUUUUAUUAUAUAACACAAAUACUGAAAACAAUCAAAUUUAAAAUUUUACAUGUUGCACUGAUUCCUGAUUUUGUAUCUACAAGCAAACUAUUGUCGGAUAUAUCUCAAUACCAACGACUGCGCAUAACACAAAUGAAAUAAUACACCUUCUUGGCGUAAGAAGUAAGGAAAUAAGAAUUAUCCGACCGAGGCUUACACUCUUAGCAAAAACACAUGUUACUACAUGCAUGUCCAUAAGGUAAGUGCCAGCUCAUGUCAGUAGACGUCCAUCAACAUAACGAUCGAGCUACGUAUGUACAACUGCAGUGUUCGUGUUCCCUUCGCAUAACAUAUAUGCACGUUUUGAAAGGGAGAAAUACUCAGCAUAUAUGAUCAACUAUUGUGUACAUGUGUGGCCACUGACAAAACAUACUCUUGGGGAGCAUA